This is a messenger RNA of Triticum aestivum (bread wheat), 1122 nucleotides long. RefSeq names its product 60S ribosomal protein L22. The coding region runs from base 125 to 862 and encodes 245 amino acids. NCBI's taxonomy places the organism in Eukaryota, Viridiplantae, Streptophyta, Magnoliopsida, Poales, Poaceae. The transcript has a single exon. The record is from RefSeq and is a predicted model, not a curated record.
CUCUCAUCCAUCCCCUCCGCCGCGAUCCUCCCUCCCCACCGUCAUCCAGAUCCACAGGGCAGCGGAGAGAUCGCCGGAGCAACAGGCCGAGGAAGAAGUUCAGCCAGCCGGAUCUCAAGUCACCAUGGUGGUCGCGCUCGGUCCAGGCAGGUUCUACGGCGGCGGCCUCCCGCGCCCGCGCGUCUUCCCGGGCGACCGCGUCGACCCGCCGGCGCCCGUCACCGACGCGCUCCUCUGCUGGGCGCGCGACGCGCACUGGUCCAUGGGCGGGCUCGCCGCCAAGCGCCUCCGCCUGCAGGGCCGCAUCGAGGGCAACCUCGUCAAGCUCCGCCGCACCUCGCGCCGCGACGCCAGGGUCUCUGCCAAGUCCGCCAAGGCCAAGGUCCGUGCCGCCGGGCACGGGCCAGCCCCUGCCACCCUCGACGACGCGCUCGGCUCCGACGACGACGAUUCGGAGGACGAGGCGGAGGUCGCGGCCCAGGAGAAGGCGAUGCGGCGCGAGGUCGUGGAGGAUGAUGAGGACUCCGAGUCCGGCGAGUCGGAGGGCGAGGGGGUGCCGCUCGUCACCAUCGCCGCCGCCGCCAAGAGGAAGCGCGUCAGGAAGCUCUCCGACGAGUUCGACCGCAUCGCCGCCGCGCAGCUGGAGGGCGGCGGGAAGAAGAAGCCUGCGGCCGCGGCUCCGGCCAAGGCGCCGCUGAGGAAGAAGGCUUCUGGUGCUCCGGCCGCUGAGGCGCCGGCGAAGAAGUCGCUGAAGAGGAAGGCGGUGGCGCCGGCGGCUGGGACAGCGGCCAGGAUCUCAGCCAAGAGGAAGGCUGCGGAGGCGCCGGCGGCAAGGAGGACCUCGCCGAGGUCGAAGCACUGAUGGAUAGGUGCUCGUUUCCAUUUGCAAUCCCUGUUCUUGGAUCUAGCGACUGUGGUGUGGUCUCGGAGAUGCAGUAUGCUGUGUGUUCGUCGAAAUGCUUGAGUGGAAUCUGGUGUCAUGCUUCCAUGUCUGAAUCAAAUCCCUCUAAAUAUAUGUCAUGCCAUGUUUCUUUCUAGCAGUAUAUCUAAAUCAAAUCCCCUGAAAGUAUUGUCUGAUCAACUCUGAAUUAUCCUGAAAUAAUAGCUCCUGUUUUUUUGAUA